UCUGCCUGCUCUGCUCCCCGCUCUGGCUCUGGUGAAUUCUCUCGCCCUCCCGCGCUUCUGACUGUGCCCAGUGCUUGUAUAAAAAAAAAAAAAAAAGUGGAUUGCAUCUUAGUAUUUCCCUCCUUUUCUGAUGUUUUUCUCAGGGUGGGAAGUAUGUAUUUAUUGUGACAGAAAAUAGUGUAUUUUAAGCCCAUGUAAAUUAUUGAUAAAUGCAGGAAUUGUAAUUAGAAAUGGUAACAUUGGAUUGAAAAGUGAACACAUACAGCAAAAAGAAACCCAAUUAACAACAGUAGGAAACAGUUAAAUGUUGAGCCUUUAAAAAAGAAUAAACCCUUCUAGUUUAUAAAUUCCCACUUUUAAAAAACCCCAAUUUAAAAGACUGCUUGCACCUUUGAUGCAUUCAUCCACUAGUUUCCCUGAUGUUUUACAAUAUAAGAUCCUUUGUCGUUCUCAUUGACGAUAUGGGAGCAGAAGUUUUCCUUUAUGCUGGCUCAGAUCUGGGGAGAAUGUCUUGCUUGGUGGUCAGUUAGCUUUUUGGUAACAUCUAGGUCAUCGUGAAAUAUGACUGAGAUGAGUAUUUUACAAUCUGGAAUCCAUCUCUAAGGAGAUUUACCCUUGACCAACUCAUCUUGGCUGCACUGUUUCUUGGACCAAGAUUGAAUAGUGCCCCAUCCAGUCCAGGCCUGCUCUCAAGUCUGGGCUUGUAAGACCCCCACCCUCCACAAUGCUGUUGUAGCCUCCUCUUUUCAAAGAAAUGGAGCUCAUGCAAAGGGCAGGCAGAGAGCUACUGUGCCUUUCAUUGUCCCAACUUGGAGCCAGUGGCCUUUUGAUUUUGGUGACCCUUGCUUUUUAUCAUAAGGGUCCCUGGCAUUUUCCAGUUUCCAUGAGUGAUAGGCACUCUUUGCCAUACUUGUCCUGUGGGGGGUUCUGUGUUCGUUCUUGUCCUGGCUGCAUGUGCUGUAGCUCCUGUCACUGCUGUAAGUUCAACAUAAAUAAAAAGAAUAUCUCAAAUGGAUAAAAAAUGGCUGCCUGGUUGUAGUUUGUGGGCUGGGUUAAUAUUUUGUUGGGUUCUGCACAUGGAAUUCUCUCAUUUUCCCGAUUCUAAACAUGCCACUCAGCAAUCAGGUGGAGGCCUUUGGAAUUCCGUGGUGACAUCAUAGAGGGGCUUCUUUGGAUGUAGGGACGACCGCCAAGAUGUCUGAGACGAGUGGGAAGUCGAAAAUCAGUCAACUGCUAUCAGGUUUAGUCAGCAAGUUAAACCAGGGAGCUCAAAUUGAGUCAGGGUUAAAGCCAGUGUCUCCCCAUGACUUAAGAGAAAGCACUCAACACGAAAAGCUACCCAUCCCUGGCAGAUUAAAGAACACGGAGGGUGUUAUCUCCCCGAUGCCAUCCAAGACCACCUUAACUCAGAGCCAGACACGCAAACUCCAAGAGCCUCAGCUGUUUACUGAGCUAGACCUGAAUGAGGUGGAGAAAAUCUUUGUGACCGAUGCUGACUCAACUGGAGCCAUGGACAUGAAAACUUUCAUUAAUGGUAUGAGGAAGAUUCUGAGCAACCUGUCAGAUGAGCUGCUGGAGGCGCUGUUUCUGAAGAUCGACGCGGACUGCAAGGGCUCUGUGACGUGGGAGAAGUACGUGGAUUACAUGAUGCGGGAGUUCCAAGGAAAAGAGAAGAUGGCACAGAGCCAGUAUCGCCUGCGCUUUCAGCUCCCCAUGAGGAUCAUCCACCUGAACCACAGCUGUGAGGUGGUGAAAGUGCAGUUCUUAACUCAGCGAUAUAAGAAGACUGGGUAUUUCGUGACUGUCACCAAGGACGGGACACUGCAGAUCUGGUCUGAGUCCUUCUUACUGAUCAACUCUUUUAAGAUCCAGCGGUUUCACAGCCAGCCAAUGUGGGUUAUGGACAUGGUGUGUCUCCACAACAUGAACCUGGUUGCUGUUGCAUCUACAGACCAGAAGAUAGAGUUCUUUGACAUUAGUAAGCACAGAUGUGACCGGGUCUUCACCUUCGUGGACCUGGACAGCUGUGUGCUGGUCAUGGACUACUGGUCUGACUAUCGCAGAGGUGUGUUCUGCUACGGGGACACCAAAGGCAAUGUCAUCAUCUUCAUCUCUGACAGUGUGAACAACGGGCUGUUCAACCCCCACUUCUUCCCCAGGGCCUCCAAAUGGGGUCACAGUCAGUGGUUCACAGUUUCCGUGCAGAAGCUCCUGAGUGAGAUGUCCCCCUUGUUUAGAAGUUACCGACUGAAGGCCUUGCAUUCCAGCUGGUGUGAACAGGUCAAGUUCAUUCCCCAGCUGAACAUGGUGGCCUCCUGUUCAGCCAUCGAGAAGUCCUCUCUGGUGCUGACAAUACUGCCCUCCAGAGACUGCGUAGAAGACCUCAAGUUUUCAGUGAUCAAUUUAAGAAAAGGGAUUCUUUGCUUUGAUUACUGCGCAGACAAGAACUUCCUGGUGACUGGUGGCUAUGACCCCCUCAUCCGUCUCUGGAGUCCCUUCUCGAAAAAGCCGGUGUGGAUGUUGAAGGGGCAUCAGACGUCAGUGAUGCACAUUCUCAUAAGCAGCGACAAGAACAGCGUGCUCUUCAGCAUCUCUAAGGACAAGAACAUCCGAGUGUGGGACCUGCAGGAGUACACGUGCCUGCAGUCCCUCAGCGGGAAGUUCUUUGCCCUGGGAAGCUUCCCUAUCACCAGCACCUACUUCCACAGGGCUGACCAAACCCUCAUCUGCAGCACCUUCUCGAUUGGAAUCCUAACGGGGUACUUGGAUCACCAGAGGCCCAUGAAGGUGGGGGAGAAGGCCAAGGUGGUCGGCAGGUACCUGUGCACCUUCCUCUACAGCAAGAUCUUUAAGCAGGUGGUGAUUGGCUGCCUGAAUGGCCUGGUGACAGUGUGGGAGCUCGUGACAGGCCAGAGGAUGAUGGAGUUCUCUGUGACGAGUGACCAGUCCAUGGAGCUGACCGCCAUGACCCUGGAUGAGUCGGAGCGAUGUCUGCUCACUGGCUUCCGCGACGGCGCCCUCAAGAUGUGGAACUACAGCCUUGGCGAGUGCCUGCUGACCUUCCCCAACCCGGAGGGGCUGGAGAUUAGCGCGAUUAUCCAUAUGAACAAAGUGUUCUACGUGACCGGGUGGAGUAAGAGAAUCACUUGUUUCAUGUUCCACAAGACCAAGCCAGUGCUCCUGUGCCAACACUCGCAGACCUACCACAUGGAGGACAUCCUGAGCAUGGCCAAGUUCCAGAACCAGUUUAUCGGGACCUCCUCCUACAAUGGGGACAUCCUCUUCUGGAACGCCAACAUGCUCAGGCCCAUCCUCAAUUACAAUGCCUCUGAGAGCCCCUUGCCCUUGCUGCUGAAGAAGGUUCAGAUGCAAGAAGGGGAGAACAACCUGCUGGCGAGACAAAAGUCUAGAAGACCCUGUGGAGAUAAGUGGGCACAAAAACCAAAGACAAAGCCCCUGAGCCUUUUAGCCAGGGCGAGAGGCAAUGCCAGGCUGCGGAGGAACAUGAUGUCGGCCCCACCAGUGAUGAGACACCCCAGAAACGAGCCAGGCGUGCAUGUGCACCCAAAGAAAUUUCCCAGCACUGGCAGCCCCAAGUUGUCAGUAACACCCCAGGAUCUCAAGUCAAUUCUCAAAGAAUCUGAAAGAGGAAGAGGCGAUUUCCAGAAGAAGUUGCAGCAGCCCAAUGCCUCGGUGGAGAAGAUAAUCUUCCUGCAGACCAGACCUCGCCUGCCACAAACGGCCGCCCUGCUGAGCAGCUGUAUCGAUGGCUACAUCUAUGCAUGGUCUCUGCAUGGGGCUGGAGGCAUGCUGGGGAAGUUCCCUGUGGACCUCAGAAACGAUAGGGACAUCGUGGUGGGUGCCAUGGCCACUGAUGAAAAUGACUGGAUCCUUAUCACAGGGGAUUGUAAAGGAAUCAUCAAGAUCUGGGACAUCAAAGAUUACUGCGUGUUCACUGAAAAGCUGUCAUCCCAACCCACAGAGGAAAAGACUUUGUUUGAAGUAAACAAGUUCCGGUUUUUAAUUCCUGAACAGGCCCAGAUCAACCUUCCAUACUACAUCCCCUUGGAGGAGAAGGAGGUUGUGGAUGGGCAAACCAUUUCCCUGGUUCCCCCCAAGCUUCUGGCUACCUGGAAGGGCCAUUUGGAUAGUGUGGCCGAAAUCCUGUAUGUGGACAGCUUCCAGGUGGUUAUCAGUGCCGGCCAGGACUGGGAUGUCAAGGCUUGGAAACUCUCCGGUGAAGCCAUUGGGACAUUUGGCCUGAGUAUUUGGAAAAGGCUGAAGGUUGUUGAGAUAAUUGGGGAUGAUGAACUAAGAAUGAAUGUCCAGGGGCAGACUGACCUCACAGAUACCAUCCAGAAGGACUUCCUUCCAGAGUUUCCGGAGAAGGGGGAUCUUGCUGAGGCCCUGGUGUACCAGCGGCAGGAGCAGGCAGCCCUCCUGGCCCUCCUGAAUGGGAAAGGAGACACAGAGGCUGAAGCCUGGGCCAAGCUGCAAAUAGUAGCCUCGAAGUCCCUGUGGCCUGGAGAGCGCUCCCAGGAAGACAUUGAGAACAGCUGGCACAAUUGGGAGUCCAAGGGCAAGCAGGAGAGCAAAGUCAUCGGAGCAGCAUACAAGCCCAGGUGCCGGGCACGGAGCCCUGAGCUCCUGUUCACCAAAGUGCAGUAUGGCUGGAUGAGGUACCAGAUCUCUCCCCAGAUCUACCAAAGUCUUCGCUUCAAUGAACUGGUGCCCACCAGCCCGCUUGACUACUUGCAAAAGGCCCUGGACCAGCAGGGCAGGUUUGCCCUCAAGAUCUGGAGGAAAGUGAACGCUGACAGGGACACCUCAGUGAGCACGCCCACCGCCAUCUCCCUGUUCUCCCCCUCUUGCUCUGCCUCCUUGUCAGCCUCCUUGUCUGAAGCCCCAGCGUCCAGAGCACUGUCUUCCCCGAGGGCCCAGUCCUCCCUUUCCUUGCCGCGGCCCUAGUCGGCCUCCGAGGCCCAGACCACUCUCGCUCCAGUCCCAGGGUCUCAGAACACCCUGCUGAUGUUCUGAGCUCCGCUCCCAGCUCCACUCCUUCCUCCUUCGAACAGUCCCCAAGGCCUCUGAAGGCCACCCCUCUGUCCCCAAUGGAGAUGGGCGGUGUGGCUCCGUUCUGCGACCACCCUUCUCGGUAGACCGCCCUAUGGGACCAGGCCCAUAGGGUCCUGCUUAGGCCCCGCCAGGCACAGAGGAUAGGGACUAGCCCUGACUGUCCCUGUUCUGUCUUGUUGGUGAAGUUGAUCUUUGCCAGAGUUCUGGAGGAGAAAAUAAAUGUUCUUAGAUGUUGGAGUCUCACAGCCA
Talpa occidentalis (Iberian mole) is the source of this 5325-nucleotide messenger RNA. RefSeq names its product EF-hand calcium binding domain 8 (gene EFCAB8). Gene Ontology annotation, molecular function: calcium ion binding; protein binding. The transcript has 27 exons. The record is from RefSeq and is a predicted model, not a curated record. NCBI's taxonomy places the organism in Eukaryota, Metazoa, Chordata, Mammalia, Eulipotyphla, Talpidae. Bases 1195 to 4968 code for a protein of 1257 amino acids.